Zea mays is the source of this 1075-nucleotide messenger RNA. Its product is annotated as inhibitor of Bruton tyrosine kinase-like. The record is from RefSeq and is a predicted model, not a curated record. Gene Ontology annotation, molecular function: protein binding. NCBI's taxonomy places the organism in Eukaryota, Viridiplantae, Streptophyta, Magnoliopsida, Poales, Poaceae.
GCAUGCUAUCUUAGGUUGUUUGGAUAGUUCCUUAGGAUACUGAAACUGUCUUAGAUAAUGGAGAUGAUGUUCACUCAAACAUUUCUCCCGAUAGAUAUACAAUUGUAAUUACACCAGAACUGUACUUACAAUUAAGAACAACAUCAACUGUAACAUUAGUAGUAAGAAACAGUUCAGAUAGUGUGAAGAAGUUCAUCUAUUGGCCUGCUAUUUCAGAUACUGUGUGUGUUCCUGAAACUUCAUGGAGACUUCCAUAUCUCCACCAGGCACAUCAAAGCAGUCAGCUGUCCGCAAACCUUCUCCCGGAAGCUCUCUUAAGGAUCUGUGCCUUGUUUCCAAACAAGGGUCAAUAGCUGAAGUAGAAUCUGCUUUGGCCUUGUUGAAAAGUGGUGGGAACAUUGAUGGUAGAAAUGCAUUUGGUCUUAGUGCCCUCCACCUUGCAACAUGGAGAAAUCAUCUACCCAUUGUGAGGCGACUCCUAGAUGCUGGCGCUGAUCCAGAUGCAAGGGAUGGAGAAUCUGGCUGGAGUAGCCUGCAUAGAGCACUUCAUUUUGGUCACCUAUGUAUUGCUAGUGUUCUUUUACAGUUUGGUGCUUCCCUCGCUUUGGAGGACACUAAGGGCCGUACACCUGUUGACCUUAUCUCCUGUCCAGUAUCACAGGCCAAUGGAGAUUUUCCAGAUGCAGUUGCAACGGAAGUCUUCAGUUGGGGAAGUGGGACAAAUUAUCAGCUGGGAACUGGCAACGUCCACAUACAAAAACUACCAUGCAAAGUAGAAGCUUUGCAUGGAUCAUAUAUCAAAACAGUUGCUGCAUCAAAGUUUCACAGUGUAGCAGUUAGUUCUAAUGGUGAACUAUACACAUGGGGAUUUGGUCGAGGUGGUCGUCUUGGUCAUCCAGAUAUUCAUAGUGGACAGACAACUGCUGUGAUUACCCCUCGCCAGGUGACAGUAGGAUUAGGCCGUAAACGAGUUAGUGUUGUGGCUGCAGCCAAACAUCAUACUGUGAUUGCUACAGAGCUGGGGAAUUGUUUACCUGGGGAUCAAAUAGAGUUGCUGAUACUGGCGAAGUAUUAA